This is a messenger RNA of Telopea speciosissima, 1474 nucleotides long. RefSeq names its product sugar transporter ERD6-like 7. Bases 161 to 1474 code for a protein of 437 amino acids. Gene Ontology annotation, biological process: carbohydrate transport; transmembrane transport. The record is from RefSeq and is a predicted model, not a curated record. The transcript is spliced from 18 exons. Gene Ontology annotation, molecular function: sugar transmembrane transporter activity. Lineage: Eukaryota; Viridiplantae; Streptophyta; Magnoliopsida; Proteales; Proteaceae. Gene Ontology annotation, cellular component: membrane.
GGGCAACCACCCAGUGGGAGAAGGGAAUGGUAAUGGUUUACUAUCAGCGACUGAGCCACUCCUCAAGGCCCAGGAGCCACAGGAUUGUUUGGUUUGCUUGGAAAAGCCUGGAGAACAAGAUGAGCUCAUAUUCCAAACCCACCAAGGAAGGUCACUCUCCAUGGUUCUCCUCAGCACUUUCGUUGCUGUUUGUGGGUCUUUCGAGUUUGGAUCUUGCGUGGGCUUUACGGCUCCUCUCCAUAAUGUCAUCAAGGAUGAUCUUGGCCUGACUUUGUCUCAGUACUCCUUGUUUGGCUCCAUAGUGAGUAUUGGUGCAAUGAUCGGUGCAAUCAGUAGUGGGUGGAUUGCUGAUUUCCUUGGCCGAAAAGCUACCCUGAGAGUGUCAUCGGUGUUGUGCAUUGUAGGAUGGCUUGCCAUUUAUUUCUCCAAGGGUUAUAUAUUACUGGAUCUUGGAAGAUUCUGCAAUGGCUAUGGAAUUGGAGUGUUUUCCUAUGUGGUACCAGUCUUCAUUUCAGAAAUUGCACCAAAAGAUCUCAGAGGUGGACUAGCCACUGCAAAUCAGCUCAUGAUAGUUACUGGAGUUUCGGUUGCUUUUAUAUUGGGGACUAUACUGAACUGGCGGACAUUGGCACUGACUGGAAUUAUUCCCUGCAUUGUUCUACUACUGGGUUUGUCCUUCAUUCCUGAGUCUCCUAGAUGGCUGGCUAUGGCUGGCCGCCAAAAUAAGUUUGAAGCUGCAUUGCAAAGGCUCCGCGGCAAGGAUGCUGAUAUUUUAAAAGAAGCUUAUGAGAUCCAAGAUUCAAUUGAAACUCUUCAACACCUCCCAGAAGCUAAAAUGCUAGAUUUGUUUCAAAGAAGUAACCUGAGAUCUGUAAUUGUAGGAGUUGGGUUGAUGAUGUUUCAACAAUUUGGAGGAAUCAAUGGAAUUUCAUUUUACUUGAGCGAAAUUUUCGCAACUGCAGGAUUCCCUACCAAUGUUGGGAUUGUGCUUUAUGCUUGUUUACAGGUUCCUGUGACUGCUUUGGGUGCAAUCUUAAUUGAUAAAGCUGGUAGAAGACCUCUUCUGUUGAUUUCUGCGUUGGGGUUGUUCAUAGGCAGCACUCUUACAGGGAUAUCAUUCUACAUGAAGGUCAAUGAAUUAUCACCUCAGUGGGUUCCUCUGUUGGUUCUUACUGGCAUCAUGGUAUAUGUAGGAUCUUUCUCAAUAGGGAUGGGUGCAGUUCCUUGGGUCAUAAUGUCUGAGAUAUUCCCCAUUAAUGUGAAGGGAACGGCUGGAAGUUUUGUUACACUUGUGAACUGGUUUGGGUGUUUUGUGAAUUCUUACACUUUCAAUUAUCUCAUUAGUUGGAGUUCUUAUGGUACUUUUUUCUUCUACGCUUUCGUGUGUGCUCUGGCUUUUCUAUUUGUGGCCAAGGUUGUACCAGAAACAAAGGGGAAAACAUUGGAAGAAAUCCAAGCUUCCAUGAAUACUUAA